This is a messenger RNA of Beta vulgaris subsp. vulgaris (sugar beet), 1166 nucleotides long. Its product is annotated as OVARIAN TUMOR DOMAIN-containing deubiquitinating enzyme 11. The transcript is spliced from 10 exons. The record is from RefSeq and is a predicted model, not a curated record. Gene Ontology annotation, molecular function: cysteine-type deubiquitinase activity. Gene Ontology annotation, biological process: protein deubiquitination. Lineage: Eukaryota; Viridiplantae; Streptophyta; Magnoliopsida; Caryophyllales; Amaranthaceae. Bases 286 to 972 code for a protein of 228 amino acids.
GAAGCAUUCCGUUGCUUAUUUUGGACUGUGGACAUCGAUUAUACCAGUCAACUCCUGCCCCCGGAACGAAUCAGUCUAUGUAAGUAUCAAGUAUGUAAUGCAACGUCUUGAUGGAGGAAUAUAGUUCCGUGCACUGAACAUAUUCUGCGCCCGCUUAUACUCUCGUGUCGUCUCCUAUAUCCUCUACCGCCAAGGCGCCAACUAAAACUCUUUAUCAAUCCAUUUUCAUUCCAAAUUUGUGGUACUGAAUUCAGGUGAUUUUGGUGGGCAUUGGUGCUGUAUAUUAUGACUGAAACUCAUUGCACUUCAAGUGGAAGAUCAAGCUCAAGUGAGAAUACUAGCCUACCUGAUACAGAAGAUGACCAAACGAUUGCGCAAUUAUUAGCCGAGGAAGAGAAGUUGAGUUAUGGUGGAAACCAACAGCUUGGCAGGAGGCUCUCUCAUUUGGACUCGAUUCCGCAUACACCUCGAGUUAUCAGCGAUAUACCUAAUGCAGAUGAUGCAACCUUAGAUCAUAGUCGGCUAGCUGAAAGAUUGAAAACAUAUGGGUUGGCUGAACUACAGAUAGAGGGAGAUGGUAAUUGUCAGUUUCGAGCAUUAGCAGAUCAGUUAUUCCAAAAUCCAGAGUACCACCGACAUGUGAGAAAGGAGGUUGUCAAGCAGCUAAAAAACUGUAGAAAGCUGUAUGAAGGCUAUGUACCAAUGAAGUAUAGAAGGUACUUGAGGAAGAUGAAAAGAACAGGAGAAUGGGGAGAUCAUAUCACCUUGCAAGCAGCUGCAGAUCGUUUUGCAGCCAAAAUUUCUCUAGUCACCUCUUUUCGAGACACUUGCUACAUUGAGAUUUUGCCUUAUGACAGAAAAUUCCAUAAAGAAAUUUGGCUGAGCUUUUGGAGUGAAGUCCACUAUAAUUCGUUGUAUGAUAAUGGAGAUGUGCCAGCAAGGAUUCCAAGGAAAAAAUAUUGGCUGUUUUAGAGGUUUCAACAUACUAGUAUUUUGAUCUAUGUAUAAUUAAAGGUAUCGAUCUGAAAGAUGGUCUUGUUAUCGGUUGAUGGGGUUUAAGUAAUUUAGUUAUGUAUUAACUUAAUAUAUCACGAAAGCCUACUGAUUCUAGUCUUGUAUAAUAAUCAUGUCUUUCAUCUUAUCUUGUAAAAUAGUUCUUAUGUCAA